Molecule: messenger RNA, 342 nt
Organism: Dibothriocephalus latus
Lineage: Eukaryota; Metazoa; Platyhelminthes; Cestoda; Diphyllobothriidea; Diphyllobothriidae
Source: the annotation of a GenBank genome assembly
CCCCUGUCUGAGUUACUGGACAACACCCCCAGAAAUGAUGCUCCGACCAAAUCCCCCUCAAAAACCAUCAAAACUAAUAUUGGUCUCCAGGAGGCCGAAAAGAGUCGAAAGGAAGCCAAGCGAGCCGAAAUGGCCCGUCUCGUGAGCCAAGGUUCCCAGUACACCGAGCUGGUGGAGCUGGAAGCUGACUUGUCAGAUCGCAGUCUCCUGUGCCGACUGGAGAAACGUGACGAAGUUGAGGAGCGCUUGCUGUCUCAGCAUGAACAGGAGUGCCAGAUUGUCACCUGCAAAACGUAUCUUUUUCUGUCAAGUUGGAUGUGUAAGCGGAGUGUGAUUGGCUGA